GCGAACUGCUUGUUCAUGGAGAUGUUAAUCAGUAGAGAUUGCCCAUGUCAAGUUCAUCUUACUAUUAACGAACAGAGUGACUAUUGCCUCCAUCCCGCUAGUCAUGCACGGAUGCUUCUUGGAAAGGAAUUCUUGAGGUUUGACACCACGAAUCGCACAACUCUGAGCGGGUUCCAUCUAGUUGUGCAUUUCAUUUGGUAACAUAACACUUACCUAGUAAGUCUGAGGAUUCACCACAAAUGACAUGAUAUGAUCCAUGCUACCAUUGGCGACGACACUUGCAGGGGCAAAUGCUUUUACACCAACUGAAAUGAGCCGAAAGCCCCACUUUCUUAUAAAGUCGUCGGUCAAUCACACGGCAUCCUCAAUCGUUGGAUUUGGUAACAUAACACUUACCUAGUAAGUCUGAGAAUUCACCACAAAUGACAUGAUAUGAUCUAUGCUACCAUUGGCGACGACACUUGCAGGGGCGAAUGCUUUUACACCAACUGAAAUGAGCCGGAAGCCCCACUUUCUUAUAAAGUCGUCGGUCAAUCACACGGCAUCCUCAAUCGUUGGAUUUGUGCCUCAAAUUAACAAGGCAACCUAUCAUAAUGUUAUAGGAUGUCACAUUAGUUAAGCAAAAAUAACCAAUGUUUUUUUCAUUUUGUCACAUGGGACCGUCUAAUGAGAAAUAUUGGGUUGAAUUGGUACCGUGUUCACUUUUUAACUUAAUAAUGUUAAUUUACAUAU
This is a messenger RNA of Rubroshorea leprosula, 732 nucleotides long. The record is from the annotation of a GenBank genome assembly. Lineage: Eukaryota; Viridiplantae; Streptophyta; Magnoliopsida; Malvales; Dipterocarpaceae.